Messenger RNA from Hepatospora eriocheir, 1524 nucleotides. Lineage: Eukaryota; Fungi; Microsporidia; Hepatosporidae. The record is from the annotation of a GenBank genome assembly.
AUGGUUAAGAUGAAAGGAAUUAAAGAUAAGAUCGGGAAGAAAAGAUUUGAUGAAAUACAAAUGACACUUAAGAAGAUGGUUGAGAAACAUAAUAUAAGCAAUAUUAAAGAUAAUUUAAGCAAAUCAACUGAUCUUACUACUUCUACUAACAUACAAGAUGAGCAAAAUACUCAAUUGGCUAAUGAUUCUACUGUAAACAAAGAUUUAUCAGUAAAUAAACAGUCGUUAAUAGGUAAAACAGAUCUUCAGGAGGAUCUUGAAGAUGAUAAUAGUUGGAAUGUCAAGAAGAUUAAAUUUACACUCAAAGAAAAAAAUGACAGAAUUCGUGAAUUGGAACAAAAACUUUUGAAGCAAACAAAUGAGAAUAAAAAGUUGGUUGAGGCUGAGAAUAAAGUUGUGUUUAGUAAGGUCGAAGUAGAGUUUAAUAGAGAGACAGAUAUAUUGAUUAGUAAAUACACCAAACUAAUAGAAGAGAAUGAUUCGUUAAGAAAAGAAUUAAAUAAUCUUGAUAAGAGGUAUUUCGAAGAAAUGAGAAUGUAUAAAAGUGAUUUAGAGAAAGUAAAAUAUGAGUUAAAAUUGGUUAAUGAACCGAAAGAAAAGAAAUUUGACAUACAAGAAUAUUUUGUGAGAUUUGAUGAAAGUCAAAAUGAAAUAGCUAAAUUGAAUGAAAAGUUAUUAGAAAAAGAUAGAAUGCUUCAGAUGGCAAAGAAAGAUAACAAUAUAUUAGAAAAUAGUUCUAUAAAUUUAUCACGUCAACUUGAAAUAGCACAUAAACGUUUAGAAAGAUCAUUAAAUAUAAAAGGGGUGUCAGCUAAUCAAAUUUUAGAAGAUGAAGUAGCAAGUAUGACAGUAGCAAUUAAAGAACUGUCUUUAGAAAACAAAAAGAUGCAAUCAACAAUAGAAAAUAUAGAGAUGAAAUCUAAAACAACAGAAAGUGAGCUCAUAAGAGUUCGAGGCCAAUUGAAGACAAAUAUUAAGCUAGAAGAAAGACUUGAAAAUAAUAAAAAAAGACUUGAAAAUGUUAAGAAAGACAUAAUAAAUCAAAUAGAAAAAUAUGAAAACAAAUACUCAAAUUUUGAAAGGAUAGAAGCUAAUUUAAAUGAAAAAAUAAUAGAAAAUAAAAAGAAUGUAAACAGUUAUAAAUCAGACAUGAUGUACUGUGAAAAAAAGAUAUCUGAUUUGAUAGAAGAAAGGAAGAAGUAUGAGAAUGAUUUAUAUGAUGUGAAAGUCAGGAAUUUAGAAAUAGAGAAAGAAAACAAAGUUCUUAAGAGUAAAGUAUAUGCUUAUGAAUCAGUUAUAGAAAAUGGAACUAAGACAACAGAGUUAUUUAAUCAGAUUGAUAUUCUUAGACAGUAUGUUAUUUGUCCUUUGUGUAAAACUAAUUUUAAGAGUCACAUAAUUGAUAAAUGUAUGCAUUGUUUUUGUAAGGAUUGUUUAUUAGAUCGUCUUAAAGUACGAGUUCGUAAUUGUCCUAAAUGUAAUGUUGGUUAUUCGGAAGAAGAUAUUAAAAAGAUUUAUUUAUAA